GUGAUAUUGAUGCUAAGGAUUUUGUUUAAACAGCUCAUGAUAGCAGUUGAUUUAUCUUCUUUUUUAUAAACCCCUGACUUCACUAGUUUUGAGUUGUGUGCGGUGUUAAAUGUGUGACAGCGGUCUCUCUAAUAAUGGGAUUCCCACCAAACGCAGCGUGGUGUAUAUUUACAGCCCGGACUAUGUGGAGACCUGUGACUCUUUAUCAAAAGUCCCAAACAGAGCGAGUAUGGUGCAUUCCCUGAUUGAAGCUUAUGGCUUAUUAAACUAUAUGAGUGUGGUUAAGCCUCGUGUGGCUACGAUGGAGGAGAUGGCAGUGUUUCACACACACUCUUACCUCGAGCACCUGCACAAGAUCAGCCAGAAUGGAGACAAUGAUGACCCUCAGUCAGUGGAUUUUGGGCUGGGGUAUGAUUGUCCAGUGGUGGAGGGUAUAUUCGAGUACGCAGCUGCAGUUGGUGGAGCCACUCUGACGGCCGCCCAGUGUCUGCUGGAUGGAAAGUGUAAAGUUGCCAUCAAUUGGGCAGGAGGUUGGCACCAUGCCAAAAAGGACGAGGCAUCAGGGUUCUGCUACGUAAAUGAUGCUGUUUUGGGGAUCCUCAAACUGCGGGAGAAAUAUGAGAGGGUGCUUUAUGUAGACGUGGACCUUCACCAUGGUGAUGGCGUAGAAGAUGCCUUCAGCUUCACUUCCAAAGUGAUGACUGUGUCUCUGCAUAAGUUCUCUCCUGGCUUCUUCCCAGGUACAGGUGAUGUGUCCGACACAGGCCUCGGGAAGGGCAGAUGGUAUGCUGUUAACGUGCCUCUGGAGGAUGGAAUCAGAGAUGAUCGCUACCUUCAGGUUUUUACCAGUGUCAUACAGGAAGUGAAAGCGCUGUUUAACCCUGAAGCAGUAGUGAUGCAGUUAGGGGCGGACACCAUGGCUGGCGACCCCAUGUGCUCUUUUAACAUGACUCCAGUGGGGGUAAGCAAAUGCCUGAGCCAUGUGCUGGAGUGGAAGCUACCUACACUGUUGCUGGGAGGAGGUGGGUAUAACCUUGCGAAUACCGCCCGCUGCUGGACCUAUCUGACAGGGACAGUCCUGGACCAGACUCUGUCCUCAGAGAUACCAGACCACGAGUUCUUUACGGAAUACGGUCCGGAUUAUACGUUGGAGAUAAGCCCGAGCUGCCGACCCGACCGCAACGAGAGCCAGCAGUUGGAGCGGGUCAUCGGCACUAUCAAAGGGAAUCUGAAGAAUGUCGUUUAAGCAGUGGGCUCUGAGCUCAUGUUUCCAAAUCAGACUCUGCUCUGCUAAUGAAGACAGUAUGUGGGAGCCAUCAGCGGAGCGGAGCUUUGGAAAACAUUACUCGAAUGUUUCCGAGGAACUUUGUUUAAUGAGAAAAUGAGCAGGCCAGCAGUGCCCCGUGUGAGGAGUCCGUAGUCAGAGCAGGUCACAAGGUGAACAGUCCAAAUGUUUCUAUCGUAUUUUUAAAAUUCCAUUGAUAUUUUGAAUCGAAAAGCAAGACCUGACCAAGCCAAUCCUAUCCUCUUAAGCUAAAACAUGUCAAGAAAGAAUUUAAAUGCUGGUAUUUGGUGCUUUUUUUUUUUUUUUCCCCUUCAGCGCGGUUUUGGUUUUGAUAGCCAUCACUUGUUAUCGUCAUGGAUCCAUUUUAGAAAUGCGGUUCAAGUUGGAGGACAUGUUUAGUGUUGGAAUUUGUUGUCAAAGAUAUUCACUUGGUUUUAUUGUCUAUUUUAUUUUAAGUGGUAUGUCUUUCAAUGUUCCCUGGUGAAAUGGAGUCAUUGUCAUAUAACGCUGCCAACACACACUCAUACUCUCCAAAAACACAACAAACUGCUCCACCCAAGCAAGCUCGCAGAAACUGGAGGAUAGACAGAAAGGAUAGAGGGAUGAGAAUGAAGAAUGUAGGUCAACUAAACUUGUUAAUUCCCUUUAAUUAACAUGUAUAAUAAAUACUGUUGCCCCAUUUAAGAUUUUUUUUUCUGUGGAUUUUAUCAUUGGAGUGUAAAUAUUUCUUUUCUAAUAAAAUCCUAAGGGUAAGCAAG
This is a messenger RNA of Neoarius graeffei (lesser salmon catfish), 2043 nucleotides long. RefSeq names its product histone deacetylase 8 (gene hdac8). Gene Ontology annotation, molecular function: histone deacetylase activity. The coding region runs from base 110 to 1246 and encodes 378 amino acids. The transcript has 11 exons. The record is from RefSeq and is a predicted model, not a curated record. NCBI's taxonomy places the organism in Eukaryota, Metazoa, Chordata, Actinopteri, Siluriformes, Ariidae.